Messenger RNA from Scomber japonicus (chub mackerel), 1561 nucleotides. RefSeq names its product E2F transcription factor 2 (gene e2f2). Gene Ontology annotation, biological process: regulation of transcription by RNA polymerase II. Gene Ontology annotation, cellular component: RNA polymerase II transcription regulator complex. The transcript has 7 exons. Bases 36 to 1436 code for a protein of 466 amino acids. NCBI's taxonomy places the organism in Eukaryota, Metazoa, Chordata, Actinopteri, Scombriformes, Scombridae. Gene Ontology annotation, molecular function: DNA-binding transcription factor activity, RNA polymerase II-specific; RNA polymerase II cis-regulatory region sequence-specific DNA binding; protein dimerization activity. The record is from RefSeq and is a predicted model, not a curated record.
CCUCUCACGUCCCUUCAUUUAGUUUCUAAGGGAAAAUGAUGCGAAUGCCUAAAGGCGUUUCUCCGGCAUCGGGUCGGCCAGCUAUGGGGCUACCCUGCACUCAGCAGAAGAUGAAGGUUUUGUCCACCGGAACAGUGAAAACCGAGUUCUUCAGCACCGGACUGUCCAGCCCACCGAUGAGCACGGUACCGGCCGGGUAUUUCACCCAGAUCUGCAACACCGCCGUGGCCGAACAAAGAGCCAACAGCCUGUAUUCAACCCCCCACGGACCAGAGGCUAAACCCAUCAGAUCAUCCUCCGGGCGACUGCCGGCCAAAAGGAAGCUGGAUCUAGAGGACCCUCUAUACCUCCCAGAGUUCCGCACACCAAAAGGCAAAUGCAGCAUCGCAGCAAGGAUACCAAGCCCAAGAACUCCAAAGUCUCCAGGUGAGCGGACGAGGUACGACACUUCCUUGGGCCUGCUCACCAAGAAAUUUGUGGGUCUGAUUGCGGAGUCCCCUGAUGGAGUUCUUGACCUAAACUGGGCCACUGAGGUUCUGGAGGUCCAAAAGAGACGCAUCUAUGACAUCACCAAUGUCCUGGAGGGAGUUCAGCUAAUCCGAAAGAAGUCCAAGAACAACAUUCAGUGGUUGGUUGGAGAUGUGUUUGAGGGUGGUGCAGGUGGAGGAGAGAAGGCACGUGCCCUGAGGAAAGAGCUUGGAGACCUGGAGAAGGCAGAGAGAUCUCUGGAUGAACUAAUCCAUUCAAGCAGCACACAGCUCAAACAGCUAACUGAAUAUAAAGACAAUCAGAGAUUGGGCUAUGUGACAUACCAAGACAUCCGAUCCAUUGGCACUCUCCGAGACCAGACAGUCAUUGCUGUCAAGGCCCCUGCUGAAACCAAGCUGGAGGUGCCAGACACUGCAGGGCAAGGGUCAUUACAGAUCUAUCUAAAGAGUAAGAAUGGCCCCAUUGAAGUCUACCUGUGUCCAGAGGAGGGUCUUGAAGACGCUAGUCCUGUUAAAAGUGCUAUCACGCCUAAAAAAGAGUUCCCUCAACCCCUCGGCCCACCAGCUACAACCCUGAUGGCACCACCAAGCUAUAGCAUCAAAGAGGAGCCUAUUGAACUUAUUACUCACACACUCACCCACCUCUCUUGCCCUGUUCCUCUCUUCUACACACCCACCUUGUCUAUAGCAGCCCCAGUCGCCUCCUCCGCUACAGCGUCCACUUCUUCUCUGCUGGACGUAGAAGGUCUGCUGGGUUUGCCCCCUAGCCUCCUCCAGAUGACGGAGGACCAACUCCCUUGCACCUCCUUUACCGCAGACCCUAACACCCCCUUUGUCAGUUUCUCUCCACCCUUGGACCACGACGAUUACCUCUGGAGCCUAGAAGAUGGCGAGGGAGUGUCAGAUUUCUUUGAUACUUACGAUCUUGGAGAUCUGUUGAAGAGCUGAGGUAUAGAUUAAGGAGGGGAAAGGAAAUAUAGUGAGGAAGGAGGGCGAGUAUUUAACUGAAUGCCUAAUAUUACACUAUGAAGCCAUCACUAUGUUUUUGCCAUGCCUGUUUUAAUAUGAAUAAU